Aureococcus anophagefferens is the source of this 588-nucleotide messenger RNA. RefSeq lists its product as hypothetical. The transcript has a single exon. The record is from RefSeq and is a predicted model, not a curated record. Lineage: Eukaryota; Pelagophyceae; Pelagomonadales; Pelagomonadaceae. The coding region runs from base 1 to 588 and encodes 195 amino acids.
AUGCAGAUCUUGAAAUUCCUGGUAUUCGCCGCAAGCUCCGUCGAAGGAGCCCGUCGCCUCCAGGCCGGGUCGUGCUGCGCUUUCUCGCCGACGAACGACGCGUGCAACGACUGUGAGACUCCCGCCGAGGCAGCGGAAUGCCAGGUGUCGCCAGAUGACUGCAAGGCUUGCGCGACGGACAACUUCGUCGGCGACGGGUGGUGCGCGGCGGAGUCCGCGACGCCCCUGCCCGAGCCCGCGCCCGCGCCCGCGACGCCCGUGCCCGAGCCGGCGCCGGCGCCCGAGCCCGAGCCCGCGCCCGCGCCCGCGCCCGAGACGGAGACAACAUCCAAGCCGACGCCCGAGCCGACGCCCGAGCCGACGCCCAAGCCGUCGCCCAAGCCGACGCCCAAGCCGUCGCCCGAGCCGUCGCCCGAGCCAAGCGGGGGGAGCAAGAAGAAGAAGAGCAACGACGACGCGUCGCUCUCCAUCAUCAUCCCCGUCGUCGUCGCGGCCGCCCUGCUCCUCGCCCUCGUCGUCUUCUUCAUCCGCCGCCGCGCCGCCGCCGCCGAAACGUCGAUGCCGGAUGCCAACGUCGCGCUGGCGUGA